AUGGAUACGCCACACCACUCAGUAUUGCUGGAGAAGGGGGAAAGACGAGACUCAAUAGUAGCUGAAAAGCUCGAGUCGCGGAGUAGCACGCCCUCUCUCACAUCCGAGCCGUUCAUACAAUCGGUGCAAGGUAGCAACAACAGGUGUGCCAGCUGUAAAUUCGAUGAACACUUCCUGGGUCCUCGAGCGCUCGACAGACAUUCGAAAUGGCCGAUGAUGCUACGAAUUCAUGGGAGUUGUCUUCCGGAUUUAAUUCUCCCUUUGAUUGUUGUGGGAUCUUGGACAACUGGCGUCUGUCUCUUUUCAAGACAUGUUCACGAUCUCGCCAUCAAAUCCACCCUGCUGACCGUCCUGGGGUUCGUGGUAGCACUUUCACUAUCGGUUCGUAGUACCACUGCAUAUGAGCGGUACAUGGAGGGUAGAAGAGCGUGGACAACACUUAUGACUACAUCACACCAUCUUGCACGAAAUAUUUGGAUCAAUGUGAAAGAGAGGGAAGGGCAGGAAAAAGACGAUCUACUAGCCAAAAUAACUGCUUUGAAUCUCAUUGUCGCAUUUGCGCGCGCCCUCAAACAUCGCCUCCGUUUCGAGCCCUACACACACUAUAAUGAUAUACGGGACCUUGUGAAGCACCUCAACACGUUCGCGCGAGAAGCGACUGAAUUGGAACCAGACCGGGAUGAAGCCCACAAGAAAAGUUUCUGGAAAUCAUACGGCGAGUACCUAGGCGUAUCGUUUGCGAUGUCCAAUCCUCGAAAGAUGAUUAAACGCGCCGAACAUCCACUUGGGAACCUCCCACUCGAGAUUUUGAACCAUCUGGCCGUAUACAUCCAUGACGUUAUCGAUGAGGAUCGCCUCAACCCGCCGCCAUACCAGGCCAAUGUACUCAGCGCAACUUUGACCUUGAACGAGAUCCUCGAAACCACCGACCGCAUCCUCAAUACACCCCUCCCACUCGCUUACUCCAUCGCCAUCUCGCAGUUAACAUGGGUAUACAUCCUCAUCCUGCCAUUCCAACUCUAUGAAUCGCUCGGAUUCAUCACGAUUCCAGGAACACUGCGUAGGGAAAUCCCCUUCCCCACUCCCACUCCUAUGUACUCGCCUAAUCCCCAAAGAUGA
Molecule: messenger RNA, 1119 nt
Organism: Periconia digitata
Lineage: Eukaryota; Fungi; Ascomycota; Dothideomycetes; Pleosporales; Periconiaceae
Source: the annotation of a GenBank genome assembly